Aspergillus japonicus CBS 114.51 is the source of this 1188-nucleotide messenger RNA. RefSeq names its product SDR family NAD(P)-dependent oxidoreductase. The transcript has 4 exons. Gene Ontology annotation, molecular function: oxidoreductase activity. The coding region runs from base 1 to 879 and encodes 292 amino acids. The record is from RefSeq and is a predicted model, not a curated record. NCBI's taxonomy places the organism in Eukaryota, Fungi, Ascomycota, Eurotiomycetes, Eurotiales, Aspergillaceae.
AUGGCCGCAACUAGCUCAAUAACAAACCUCUUCGACGUGACGGGUAUUGUCGCGGUAGUGACCGGCGGCGGAAGUGGGCUCGGCCUGGAAAUGACGCGGGCACUAGCAACCAACGGUGCAAAGAAAGUCUACAUCAUUGGACGAAGGAGACAUAUCCUGGAUCAAGCGGUGGCUGAAAUCGGCCAAGACAACAUCAUCCCAAUCCAGUGCGAUGUCACGGAUCCAGACGCCCUAAAAUCCGCGGUCGCAUUCAUCGAGAAAGACAUCGGCUAUAUCAAUCUCCUUGUUGCCAACUCCGGCAUCGCCGGGCCCUCGGGGAGCGUACCUUCUGGGUCGAGCAUCCCGCAGGUGCAGGAGGCCUUGCUCCGAAUCUCCAUGCAGGAGUUCACGAAUACCUUCCACGUGAACUGCACGGCCGUGUUCUACACGGCCAUUGCGUUCCUCGGACUGCUCGAUGCAGGGAACCAGACCCAGAACGACUACGCCCGCAAGGGCUGUCGGAGUCAGGUGAUCGCGACCAGCAGUAUCGGGAGCUUCAAUCGACGCAUCACGGCGGGGUUCGCGUACGGAGCCAGCAAGGCCGCGACCACGAUGCUGUUGAAGGUGCUGGCGACGUACCUGGUGCCGUAUCGGAUCCGAGCGAAUGUGCUUUGUCCUGGAUUGUUUCCAACCGAUUUGACGACGGACCUGAUUCAUGGCAAGAGCCCCACGGAGGAAGGGGCGUUCCCGCUGGAUCAAAUCCCGGCUGAGCGCGCUGGUACCCCCGAGGAUAUCAUGGGCCCGCUGUUGUAUUUGGCCUCGCGCGCUGGGGCGUACUGUAAUGGGAAUUGUGUGCUUACUGAUGGUGGUCGGUUGAGUGUUAUGCCUGCUACUUAUUAGCACGGCGGUAUGGAUCGGGCCUAGGGAUAAAAGAGUGUGAUUUUCCAUUCAAGGAUAAGAUCGGUUCAUGAAUUCUAGCUUUUUAAGUCCCUGUGUCCGUCUGAUUAGUGUCUAUCUAGGGUAGAACCGGGGCAUAAAAAAAAGGUUCGGCAUGGAAGUUCAUUGAGCCUAGGUAGUUGGACAAAAUAUCGAGAGGCUGUAGGUAUAAGGAGCGCACAUUCACACUCUUAAUGCCAAUUUUUCGUCAUUCCUGGUGGGACACAAGAGACGAUAGUGUUCAGUAUAUGCAGCGGAGAUCCUAAAUCAAAA